GUUCUCUCUCUCCAAAAAACCUUUGAAAAAUCUUUGUCCCUUCCUCUCUCUCAGUGAAGUGGUGAACGGUUGCCAUGAGCUCCGGAGCUCUCCUCUUCUCUCCAAAUUUCCCCAAAUCCCCACCCGACAUUAUCUCCACCCGGAACAAGCCCAACCGGGCGGGAUCCCUUUUCCGGGUUUGGGUCAAUUCCCCCCAUGGCUCUCUCUUUUUCCGUGUUUUAGUUAGUGAUAGCUCAAGUGAUAGAAGGAGAAGAAGAAGCGGGAAAGUGCUUGCAGACGUAAGAGAAAUCCCCGAAUCGAUAAGAGAACCGGUUAAGCUUGGGGAACGAUUAAAUGAUGUCGUUUUGAAUGAGGAGGAUUUUGACAGUUCGGUUCCUUGGUGGGAGCAGUUCCCCAAGCGUUGGGUUAUAGUUAUUUUGUGUUUCUCAGCCUUCUUGCUGUGCAAUAUGGAUAGGGUAAAUAUGAGCAUUGCUAUACUUCCCAUGUCAGCUGAAUUCAAUUGGAACCCAGCAACUGUUGGUCUAGUACAGUCAUCUUUUUUUUGGGGUUAUCUACUUACUCAGAUUGCUGGUGGCAUAUGGGCAGACACUGUAGGUGGCAAGUCGGUGUUAGGAUUUGGGGUAAUAUGGUGGUCCAUUGCUACAGCUCUUACUCCUGUUGCUGCUAAAAUUGGUUUGCCAUUCCUACUUGUCGUUCGUGCAUUCAUGGGAAUUGGCGAGGGUGUUGCUAUGCCUGCCAUGAAUAAUAUUCUGUCCAGGUGGGUUCCUGUUGCCGAAAGGAGUAGAUCACUAGCAUUGGUGUAUAGUGGAAUGUAUCUUGGCUCAGUUACUGGCCUGGCUUUUUCACCAUUCUUGAUUCAUCAGUUUGGAUGGCCAUCAGUGUUUUACUCCUUCGGUUCUCUAGGGACAGUCUGGUUUGGUUUAUGGCUAAAUAAGGCUCAUAGUUCACCUCUUGAGGAUCCUCAACUUCGGCCCCAGGAGAAGAAGCUUAUUGUUACUAACAAUAUUACCAACAAGCCAGUUAAAACAAUACCUUGGAGGUUAAUCUUGUCGAAACCACCUGUAUUGGCCCUAAUAGUGUCUCAUUUCUGUCACAAUUGGGGAACAUUUAUUCUUUUGACAUGGAUGCCAACAUACUAUAAUCAAGUCCUGAAGUUCAAUCUCACAGAAUCUGGGCUCUUCUGUGUUUUGCCCUGGCUUACAAUGGCUUUUUCUGCGAAUCUUGGAGGGUGGAUUGCAGAUACACUUGUAAGCAAAGGUUUAUCCGUGACCACUGUUCGCAAGAUCAUGCAAUCAAUUGGAUUUCUUGGCCCUGCUUUCUUCCUAACUCAGCUGAGCCAUGUCAAUUCUCCUGCUAUGGCUGUUUUGUGUAUGGCAUGCAGUCAGGGAACAGAUGCAUUUUCACAGUCUGGCCUGUAUUCAAAUCAUCAAGAUAUUGCUCCUCGAUAUUCCGGGGUAUUACUUGGUUUAUCCAACACUGCUGGAGUACUGGCAGGGGUGUUUGGAACUGCAGCAACUGGUUACAUUCUGCAACAUGGUUCUUGGGAUGAUGUGUUCAAGGUUUCAGUUGGGCUAUACUUGGUUGGAACUGUGGUUUGGAACCUCUUUUCAACUGGUGAGAAAAUACUGGACUGACUCUCGGAUAUUCAGAUGUUUAGCAUGGGGCAUUCAAGCCCCCACGUGCCUGAGCUAUUUGAGAGAGUUCAAUUGAUUGAAUGAAGACAAAAGAUGAAAAAGCAUGAGUCAAAUUUUGGAGGAAAGGACUUGAGCUAGUGGCCAUAUUUUCUUAAUGCCAGGGAGGGAGACCCAAAAUUUGAAAUCCAAAAUUGUCAAUGGCUCUAAUAUUGCAAUUGUUGCAAGAGGUCUCGUUGGAGGAAGAAUUUAUUUGUAUGGUAAACACACCACAGCCUGUAAUCCUGUAAAUGCUAUAUUUAAUCCUUAACAAAUCAGUUUGUAAUUUCAUUGCCUUUUUUC
This is a messenger RNA of Theobroma cacao (cacao), 1973 nucleotides long. RefSeq names its product phosphate transporter 4;1 (gene PHT4;1). Gene Ontology annotation, molecular function: transmembrane transporter activity. The record is from RefSeq and is a predicted model, not a curated record. Lineage: Eukaryota; Viridiplantae; Streptophyta; Magnoliopsida; Malvales; Malvaceae. Gene Ontology annotation, biological process: transmembrane transport.